AUGUGAUUGAGAAGAGGCCGCGUGGUUGCUUCUGCUUGCUCUUAUAAUUACCCUCUCGCGGUCCCCCCCUCGCUCUCUCUCUCUCUCUCUCUCAAGCUUCCUCCAUUACCACCGCUUCGGAAGCUCUAACCAAAUCUCAUUUUCACCUCUCUACGACUGUUUUUUUGGUUGAUUUGAUUUGCAGAUUGUUUAAUCUCGGAUCGUCUGUGUGCUUAUUCUCGUAUAUUUCUGUGAUUGAGUUCUUAAGAUGGAUGUGAUUGUCUCUAAACUGGAAGAGCUGAGGAAUUCCGAUUCCAUGGAGCAGCGACCGUGUAAACGCCGAAAAAUCGAAUCGGAGGAUCGAAUGGCGGAUAUUCAUGGCGCCGAAUCCACGGAUUUGAGAACACGGUGGAGAACAGAGUCGGAGAAGUAUAUUUACUCUUCAAAACUAGUUCAAGCUCUCCAUCGAAUAAGCCAGAAAUCCGCAUCACCGCUGGCGAGAUCUUCGAUUAACGGUCGGAAAGUACGCGAUACGGCGGAUCGAGUUCUCGCCGUUGCCGCUAAAGGCAAGACGCGGUGGAGCAGAGCGAUCUUGUCAAAUCGACUGGAUCUCAAACUCAAGAAGCAAAAGAAGGUGAAACCGGCCGGAAACGGCAGGUGGACUAAGAAAUUGGAAGUAUCGAAGACGAGGAAAUUACCGGCGGUACAGCGAAAAGUUCGAACUCUCGGCCGCCUAGUUCCCGGCUGCCGGAAUAUCUCAUUCCCGAACCUCCUUGAAGAAGCUACAGAUUACAUCGCCGCUCUUCAGAUGCAGGUCCGCGCCAUGACAGCCGUUGCCGAGAUUCUCGCCGGUGCUCCGGCCGAUCGUCAAAGCUUCAGAACGAAUUCGUAGAAGCCAGGUCCAAGG
This is a messenger RNA of Cucurbita pepo subsp. pepo (vegetable marrow), 886 nucleotides long. Its product is annotated as transcription factor bHLH149. Gene Ontology annotation, molecular function: protein dimerization activity. The record is from RefSeq and is a predicted model, not a curated record. Gene Ontology annotation, biological process: regulation of DNA-templated transcription. NCBI's taxonomy places the organism in Eukaryota, Viridiplantae, Streptophyta, Magnoliopsida, Cucurbitales, Cucurbitaceae.